AUGGGCACAGCAUUUUGUGGUGUCCUGCAGGGUCUGGACUCCCAGGUGUCACACCUCAAAGGAAAGCUGGUCCUGGUGGAGGAGGCCCUUCGGUGCCUGACAAAAGACCCAAAGAGAGCUUCUGCUGCAGCAACAUCAAGUGAGGUCCAAGACCUUGAGAAGCAGUUGCACCUAGCUCAUUCUGAGAGAGCAGAAGUUCACACAGGCCAGGCACAACAUGGCCAAGAACCUGGAAAUCCACAUGACCAGAUUCAUCAAUUGUUGACUGAACUCCACAAAAAAGACACAGAGCUCAGCCUAGAAAAAGAGCAGAACAAGUGAUUUUGGGAUCAGAACACAGAGAACAGCAUCACCAUGGAGCAGCUCAGGAGGCAGCUGGACAACAGAAACAUGCAGCUGCUGAGCAUGGAAAGGGCACUGAGGGAAAUGAGGAUGCAGUGCCAGAUGGCUGCAGCUGAGUAAGAAAAUGAAAGCAUUGGAAGAAUCUGCUCCUUGAGUGUGCAGCUGGAGAUGACCAAGGAAGCGUCUGGAUGACCAAGGAAGCGUCUGGCAGCCAAGCAGGGGGAUUUGGAGGCUGCUGAGCAAGCAGGCUCAGAUCUGGUGGCCUGUCUGCAGGAGAAGGAGAGAGCCCUUGGGGAGAAGGAGAGAGCCCUUGGGGCUGGCGGCCAGGAAAUCAGGGAGCUGCAUAUUCCCAGCAGGAUGCAGGAGCUCCAGCACGCCAGGAGUGAAGAGGGCUGCUCACACAAGGCGCAGUCGGAGCGGGAGGCGCUGAAACCGCGUGUGUUGGAGAGGGAAAGAAUCACGGAGGUCUUCCAAAAGCAGGUUGCUAACACGACACAAAUCAUGGGUCAGCACGACCAAACUGUUGCAGCAGUGGAAGUGGAGAAAUCCCAGCUGAAAAAGGAAAUAAAUGACUGGAAACUCAAAGCAGAAGAGCUUAAGGUUGCAAAGGAUGAGAAAGAAACCAGAAUAUGUGAAAUGGAAUAAUGCCAAGCUGAGCAAGGGAGCUGGAAAAGCUUCAGCACAUGCACCAAGAGGCUCCAGGCACUGAAGGAUGCAAAACUGGAGAAAGAUGAGCUCCUGCAGGAUCUCCAGGCUGGCCAGAGGGAGCUAGCUGGCCUCACAGAGGAAUUUGAAGAUUUGAAGAGGAAAGAUCAGGGUGAAGUCAAGGAAAUGGAAAAUACUGCGAACAGACUGAAAAUGCAGUUGAAAUGAGCCCAAGCUGAACUGAAACAGGCCAGGACUGCUCUGAAGACUAUAGAGGGAUCUGAUGGCAAUACUGUGGAAGCUGCAGCAAGAAUGCAGAAGCAGAUCACAGCCAAGAGAGGACAGAUGGAUGCACUACAGAGCAGGAUUAAAUUCUUGGAAGAGGCAAUGGCAAAUGCAGGUAAGGAGAAGCAUUACCUCAGGGAAGAAAAUAAUAAACUAAGUGAGAAAUUGAGCUGUAUUAGAGCAGAAAAUAUCAGGAUUGCUGGGGACCUGGAGAUCCUGAGAUCACAAUACAAACAGCUGAAAGAAAAGCUAUCAAAGAUGGAGACAGCCCUUGAGAAGGGAAGGGAAGGAGCUCAAGGCCCAGGCUAUUCCUCAGCUUCUGCUCCAGGGAAGCUGCAGCACACUGUACUUCUGUCCCACCUGCUCUCUGCUAAGCCUACCAAGCUGGACAUUUUGAAGGAAGAAGCAUUGCAGGAUCUGAAGAGGGUUCUUCAAGAAUUAAGAAGCUCAGACAGUGAAGCUUCCUCCAUGAAUCUCAGCAGCCAUGGUGGGAGAAUCCCUUUAACAACCACGAGGAGAACAGUGGUGAUAAUAUUAUUACUGUUUUCUUUAGCUUGUGAGCCCACACCAAAGAGGCUACAGAACAAGAUGGAAAGCCUGCAAAACCUGGUGGAGUCAUCACAGAUAAAAAAAAAGCUAAUCUGUUCUUCUGCUAUUUUCAGCCACGUCUCCGUGAUCAGAACUCAGGAGGUGAAAACAAAGAAAUCCAAGGAAAAGGAGAGAAAGCUGUCCAAGUGAAGCCUCUGUAUUCAUUAGUGAUCACUUUCAUGUAGGUACAUUGUGUUUAAAAUAAGUUGGUAUUAAAUAUUAAUAAUAAAAGCCCUUACAAUUUUUUAACUCAUGUUUAUAGCUUUUAUUUUAAAUGAGCAGGAAGUACAGAGUAGAAAGGGACCUUAAGGAUUAUCUCCUUCCAGCCCCGUGCCACGGGCAGGGACACCUUCCACUUUCCCAGGUUGCUCUAAGUCCCAUCCAAACCAGACUUGGACACUUCCAGGGAUGGAGCAGCCACAGCUUCCCUGGGCACCCUGUGCCAGGGCCUCACCACCUUCACAGGGAAGAAGUUCUCCCUAUGUCUAAGCUAAAUUCUUCCUGUUGAAGCUUGAAUUCCAUACUGUACCAUGAUUCAUUUAAGGAGAAUGGACUCAUCAAACUUUAGCUGGAGUCUUGUGUGGGGAGGAGAAAUUACUGAGCUGUUCUUAAGCUGUCCUCAGGUAUUGGCAACAGUGUUUCAAUUGGAGGAAUUUUUUUGUUUGUUUUCCUAGUAAUUUUUGCACUCUGAUACUUUUUGCAACAGUGUUGCAAGCUCAGUCAAAACAGUAGUAAACACAUCUCCCCUUUCCUAGAAAUCAGUUGCACUGAAAAUGGAAGGAUUGGUUUAGAUGGCAUAUGUAUCACAGUUUGGACUUGCCACACACAGCCUUCCAAAAUUUCCUUAAGGGGAGAGUCAGGUGUAGAGAAUAAGAACCCCUGAAAAAAGUCACUGGUAAGUGCACUCCCAGUUGUGUUCAAGGAGCCAAGCUAAAAAGAGUUUCAGAAGCUGCAGCUGCGUGCCAAGGGCAGGGAGCAGGUGGAGGGGUCAGAGAGCCAGAGAGAAGGGAGGGACAUCUGCCAGUCCAAAACAGCAGCUUUUGGGACAGGUCUGGGCUUCCCCCCUGCCACCAGCAGCAGGCAAGGAACAAGUAGACACACGAGCCUCAGAGCAGCUUGAAUACAAGCAGCCCCAGACUUGUUAUUCCAUGUCCUGCAGGUGGAUGGCACAGCAGGACUGCUGGGCCAAGCUUGCCCACAGCAAGGACACCACAGAUGGCAACCAGCCCCUGGCAGAGAAAACCUAACAGCAGGCUGAUACGUGGAGAGGCUCCAAAGGGUGAGUUAAUUCCCAGAGACAACGUGGGAUGGGCAUAGGUUUUGCAAAGCAAAAUAGCUGCAGUGAAGGUUUUUGUAGGAGACUUUAGAAUGGUUCAUGCCCAGUCUCCUCAGGCUGCUUGCACAGUUCACCAUCCAGCUGCAGCAUUCAGCAUUUGUGCACCAAACUAAGGAGCAGUUUGUGUUUCACAUAAAAGUAAUCAAGUUGUCUGAUUUGACAGAAGUUGGCUGUCAGGGGUAUGAGCAGGUGAACUUUAAAGGUAGCUCUGUGGUUGCAGGCUUUGCCAAGCUGUGAGUGAGAGUUUGUUUGCUUGGAGAUGUCCUGAGCCACUGGCUGUUAGAUCCACACAGGAAUGUCAACAAUAAGUUGUUUCUCACGUGUAGCUGCACUGGUCUCACAGCCAGGACAAGGCAUAGACAGCUAUCAGCCAUUCCAGCAGCAUCUUUUUUAUGCAGCAAGGCAACUUUUAGAUCUGCUUUCACCUUUGAGGAAAUAGAUUGUUCAGUAAUGAGAAAACACCCGUGAAGUUGGAGAAAAUACUAAUAGGUUCCUCCAGAAAAACUGAAAUCCAGAUUUAUUUCUUUUGCCAUACCCAAACCAUUUAAUUUAUAUAGGUGCUGCUGGGAAUGGCACAAUAAUUUAGAGGCUUUUCUAGCAAAAGCUUAGUGCAGAUCUUUGUAGAAACCCUAGCUCAUCCUUCAGCAAGGGGAUAGAAUCACAAGGACUGUGACUUGUCUGUGGGAUCAAAGCGCCGGGUGCUUAAUUAAAAAAAAUAAAUUGUUCUCGAUUUGAAAGACUUUUUGGGGUUGGUCUGUUUGACAUGUUCACCAUUGCAUUAGAGAACCUAUUCUAGCAUAGGUUAAGUAGCUUUCUAGUGCAUAACUUAAUCUAAAAGCACAGUUAAUCUCCUCAGACAAGCCUCAGGCGUGUGCAUUAAUACGCUCAGGCGGCAGCUUUGACUUGAGGGAUUUCUGAAGAUCACCUUCUACUGCUGCUGAAUAUUACCUGUAGUAUCCACUUCAAUUUGUUAGAAAAGCCAAGUGCUAAGAAUGCAGCUGAGGUUGUUCUACUGGAUAAAAAUCAAAAUCCCAAGUUGCCAGUGCACUUGUUCUUGGCCUAAGUCUAUCUCCCUCCUCACGCUGCCCUCAAGACCCUGCCAGGAGUUCCUUGAGCUGUUUUGUAGCCAGGUCUGCAGGAGCAGGCAAACCAACCCACUCUCAUCGAACAGCUGGAUUCCAAUCCCAGUAAGAACAUGGCCAACACUUGUGCUUCCCAGCAGCUCUAGCACUGUCCCAACCACAUGGAUGUCCAUUACCCCACCAGAUGCAGGAGGUCAGCUCUGAAGUUCAUCUUCCAGUCUUUCACCAGAGUCAUUCUAUUUCACACAUCCUGCUCCACCACACAGAGCAGGAAGGAAUUAGCAGAGGCAUUUAGUGAUGUGCUUUUUCAAGUACUUCUUCCAAACCGAAGUUUUAAUUUGUAUACUUGCAGAUCUACAAAACUCUGCUCUCCCAGACCCAGCUCACUCAAGGGAAGGGCUGUUUGCAGGCUUGGUCUCUCAGAGCUUGGUUCAGCAUUAUGGAAAGAGGAGCUUGCUCAAGCAGCAGCAUGUAUUUCUACCCAAAAAUACAAAAGGCAGAGAAGCAGGGCAGCUUUCUGCUUCUAUCAUAUAAAGACACCAACUAGCUGAAGCUGAAGGUAUUCUACUUCAUCUGGCUUACUAGAAGGCCACAACUUAAAGUAAAUUCAAGGUGAAAAGCUUAGUCUUAAAAAAUAUUUACAAGUUUAAGCCAAGAAUUUGCUAACAAUACUGUGGUGUUGUUCAUCAGUAUGCCACCUGUUCCAGCCCAAACCCUAUUCCCUGGCUGUCCCAGCAUUCCAGGUUUUUUUAAAGCCUGCUCCCACCCUGACAAAGUAAUUCAUUAAGCCGAGACAGUCCUUUGUGACCUUUGCUCUCCCCUCAGCAGGAGUGGAGCUGCCUGCCAAGCCUUUCAUUUGAGCCGAGAUGAUUGCUGGACAGUAGGGGGUAGAGAAUGAACUAUUUU
Messenger RNA from Pyrgilauda ruficollis (rufous-necked snowfinch), 5184 nucleotides. It is a transcript of the gene CCDC158, whose product is annotated as coiled-coil domain containing 158. The record is from RefSeq and is a predicted model, not a curated record. NCBI's taxonomy places the organism in Eukaryota, Metazoa, Chordata, Aves, Passeriformes, Passeridae.